AUGGCUCUAAAAGAAAAACAGGAGCAUGUUUUAGAAAUUAUUGACCUAUCAGCAAAUCGGCAUACCGCAGUUUUCCUUAAAGAGAAACUCGAAGCAAUACUUAAAUUAAAUUCAGUUCUCAUUAAAUCUGUUAUUGCAUGUGUGACUGAUAAUCCUGCGGUUAUGGUUAAAAUGAGAAAUGAUCUCAAUGCAACGAAUACUGAAAAUCUUAACAUUGAUCUUUUGUUUGAAGACGAAACAUUUGAGGAACCUUUAGAAUUUGAUAUUGAAGCGGUAAGUGUUGCUAUAGACGAUGAGGAGCUAGCAAUGGAAGAGUUCUUUGAUGUUAGUACUUUCAAACAAGAUCAAGAAAUCAUCGACGAAGAUUCAAAUUCAAUGACUCAUAUUUAA
Molecule: messenger RNA, 390 nt
Organism: Dentiscutata heterogama
Lineage: Eukaryota; Fungi; Glomeromycota; Glomeromycetes; Diversisporales; Gigasporaceae
Source: the annotation of a GenBank genome assembly